Messenger RNA from Penicillium odoratum, 3918 nucleotides. RefSeq lists its product as uncharacterized. Lineage: Eukaryota; Fungi; Ascomycota; Eurotiomycetes; Eurotiales; Aspergillaceae. The record is from RefSeq and is a predicted model, not a curated record. Bases 1 to 3918 code for a protein of 1305 amino acids. The transcript has 2 exons.
AUGGCUUCAAAUCAUGCAGGCGACGAGCAGCAGUACACAGGCUGGUCGUCGACCGCUGCCAACAGUAAUCAACCGUCACCAAAUCGUCGAGACCAUGCAGUGCAGCCACCUUUGUUGACGACUGCAUUAAGCGGUCUUCAAUUCCACCAUGGAACAACCCCUUUAUCAUCAACUUCCCUCUCGAGUCCUUUUAUACAUACCCACUCUCCACUCGUUUCAUCUCCGGCAAACCCCAGAUCCACAUCGUCUUCUAGACAGCCAGCGAACUAUAGCGUCCCUUAUAAUCCACAGGAUUGGGGCCCUGUGGGCCUUGCUGCUGCGCAAGCUCAAUACCCUCAUUCCGGCAGUCAGAUUCGACCUGCGCCCCAGCAGAGAACCGAGACAGAUGAGUCCUUAUCACCACCACCUCCACCAUACUCACCUCCGAGCAAUCAAAAUCGAUUAUCACAAGGGACCUUUGCAUCUCCCAAUCCUAAUGUUUCAGUACCGCCUUCGAUAACACCACCACAUAAUCCUCCGAUUCCUUCAAGAAAUGGCGAUUUUAAUGCAAGUUCCGAAUAUCCACGACGUUCGGCGCAUCGCCCUCGUCCACUUUCCAUGGUCUACACAACCGACACUGAGUCUCGCCAGUUACCACCUCCGCCUCCACCACAGGGUCAAUCGGGAUCUAGAUCUGUGUCACACAGUCGACUCGAUGGAAACCAGGGUGUACCCUAUUCCGCUCCAUCCCAUUCCAGGAAUCGAGUUUCGUCUUAUGAGCAGGCCAUUCUGUCCCCAGCUAUAAGAGACCAAUUACCAGGACCAUCGUCUGGUCAAUUCGAAGCACCAUCGAGACCACCUGCAUCGCGUAGAGCUGCCUCCGCAGGUGCAGUGGUGAGCAGCGCAGGUCCCUCGAGGGACCAAAGUCAAACAAGAAAUCGAUCUCCAUCAAAUAGUGGUUGGGCUCCAGGUAUGCCACUACCACCGCCACCACCAGGCCCACCUCCUACUGUGCGGUCUGUCAGUGUGAGCGGAUCAUCAGAGUCAUCUUCUGCGAGAACACCUCAAGGCCCGGUCAGAUCUAGAGCUCGACCGCCACCUUUAAUGGGAACUGGCCUGGGUAGUAUCCCACCUACACCUGCUGACUGGGUGGAUGAAGAAUACUUGAAGAGCAGGCCAAGCCGAGAUGCUGAGCCACUGCAUAUUGACACCACCAAAGCGAUGGCAACAUCUGAUCAAGCCGAAUACCUUGACUCCAACGGUAAACCGCGCGAAUUUCAGAGAACUCCAGGGAGUGGUGGUCUUUUCCGCAGCCCGGCUGUCCGUGAUCCAAGUGCUAAGGGUAUUCGUGAAAGGCGAAUCGAGCGCCGGAAUCGACAAAGCCAUACGUUUGACGAUAUGAGUGCUAUUUCCUCCAGCGGGAAUCCUUGGGCCGAUGCUUUGGAACAGAUUAAACCGACAAAUCUGGUUUUCCCUGAAGCGAGAAACUCACCCGACCCAACACGCCAGCCCUCAGCAUCAAGGUUUACUCCCAAAAGUUCACGGAGCCUUCCCUCAGACGGGCAGUUCACGACCUCGCGGUCUCGGGCAAGUUCUGGAGGCCUUUUCACCGACCAGUCAUCGUACUCAACACCCAAACUGGACCAAAGUCCGGAUUCUGGACCCAGUGGGCCAUCAGCUGCAUUCACGCAGACGCCUCCUUUUUCGCCAAAUGGCAGCUCCUCGUCCGCUCAACCUAAAGAGGCGCCUCAGCCGAUACCGCCAAAAGCUUUGCCUACCCCUCCACUGGGUUCUGGCAGAGAGUUCCACCCUCAGCCUCGUCCUCGGGGUUCAUCAAGAGGGCCAGAGGAUCGCCCAAUCUCGCAUAUUCUGCAUAUGCCGAAUGAUGCUCUUGCUAUGAUGAAGCCACUUUCACCACGUCGAGUUCCCCUGCAAGGGGCCCCGCAGCAGGCUUCCUUGGAAUCCAUCGUCAAACAAGACACUGAUUUUAUGCAAGAUGCCAUACAGCGGCACCGAAAGUUUAUCGAGGAUGAGGCCGCUGCUCCAAACGAUGCCGAAGCCCUCAAAAUUUUCACGCAGUAUAUGAUCGCCGAGUCGCAAAUUCGGCGUAGACGGUAUGCUUCCAUCUGGGAAUCUGAGUCAUUUGACGCCGAAAUCGUGCAUAGCAAGCUAUUUCAAGUACCUCCCGUUCAACCUAGCAUGCAGCCUGCAAAAAAGGCAGUCAGGCCUGCCCCAAUGCUGGAAAUCCCCCCAAAUCGACCCGGUAGACCGGAUUCCGCAUGGUGGAAUAACUACCAACCCUGCUUGUCACCCAUCGCCAGUCUCAAUAUGAGCAACGAUGAGAGCUCGCGAGGUCGUGCCCCCAGCCGCUGGUGGGAAUCAAAGACUGGAUCCAGUAGCGAAGGGGAUGGAAGGCGAGUGCAGCGCUCCAAGCGUGAAUCAAAAUACAUGGGAUUAGCUCGAGACGCCAUGCAGUGGGACCAGGAACGGACCCCAUCUAGGCUUGAUGAUGCGGGAGCGAACUAUACAGACGAGUACGCAGCUUAUGGUCCAGAUGAAUAUCCGCCAGAGAAAGUUGGAUGGCAUGGAAACGAGAACGAUCAUUCCAGUGCAGGUACUGAGGGUCGAUAUGAAGAGUUCAUUGGAAACCAGAAGUUAGAUAUAUCGCGGCUGGUCACUCUUCCCCCGCCGUAUCCACGCCACUACCCUGCGGUCAACAAUGGACAUCCAGAUCUUGUAUCGUAUCGAACCACGGUUCGAUCUAUCACCGAUAUUUCUGAGAUCAAGUCCACCAGACAGCGAUAUCAGAUGGAUGUUGAGAGGAUGACCAAGGAGAAUCAGGAACAAGUUCAAGAGGGUCGUCGCCAUUUUAAAUCUAAUAUCCAAAGUCAGAUCCAAGAAGGUAGUCUCACCUUUGCGGAGGCUGCUGAGGCCGAGGCUGCCAUGAUAGUUGAAGAACGGAGACGCGAAAGUGAACUAGCAAAGCGCCAGCUUGACUCCUAUCAAAAGAUGGUACUGAAGCCAAUGCAUUCUAUCAUCACGGAUCGUAUCGACAAAGCAACAUCCUGCAUUGAUGAAUUGAGAAGUAAACUUUUCGACGACGCACAGCACGAGACCCCUGAUCAAACGCAAGAAGAAGGCGACGAGAAGCCUGAGCUAUUGGAGAAGCUCACACAGCUCAAGUGGCUAUUCGAAGCACGCGAGCAGCUUCACCGAGAAGCAUUUGAUCUUGUGAGAGAGCGAGAUGAGAAAUACAAAAUGGUCGCUCUAUUGCCAUACCAGCAAAGCAAUAACGAAGAAAAACUCCGCGAAACGCAAGCAUUCUUCUCGAAAGAUGCCUUGGACCGACGUGUACAAUUUGAGACCGAGGCAUUUUCCCGCCUCGAAUCAUUCUUGGAUGUCAUUGAACAGAACGUUGUCCGGGGUGUUGAGAAGCAACUAUCAGCCUUCUGGGAUAUCGCGCCCUCGCUCCUCGCUUUGGUACAGCAAGUUCCUGAAAACCUGCAUGGCUUCCAGGUCCAGAUCCCGGCAAAUGAGUAUGAAGAAAACCCAAGCUACCAUGCGCAUCCGCUGCAGUAUCUCUACUCGCUGCUCUCACAUGCCGAAAAGUCUAGUUACCAGUACAUCGAGUCCCAGACGAAUCUUCUCUGCUUGUUACAUGAGGUCCGGUCGGCCAUGAUGCGAGCUAAUCGCAACCUUAUGGAAGCAGAAAGGAUCAAGCGGGGAGAGUCUGAAGAGACAGUUCGUAAGAUUAUGGAAAUGACGCGCACAGAUGAAGAGGUCUCUCUGACUACGGAUCUGAAGGACAAAGUGGCUACUGUUGAAGGACAAUGGACAGAGGCUCUUGGAAGCCAAAUUGAAGUGCUGCGGGGGAGAGUGAAAGAACAGCUCAUAAGUGAAGAUGCAUGGGAAGACCUAGAGAGACUGGAGCAGGAGUAG